AAAAUGGCACAAGACACAAACCCAAGUGGAAAUGGGAAAAUUGUAAACAAAAACAGUUUUAUUUUGAAUUUCUCAAUAACUUGAAUACUGAUUACUGAAUUAUUAGAAUGAUGAUAGUGAAUCGAGUAGUGAAUAAAGCAUUGUGCUGUUGGGGGUUGCUUUUCAAAUCAUCAGAAAUAUAGCAAUGACUUGCACCUCUUUCGAUUUCCCAACGAUAUCGAUAGUUCCAAACGAGGCAAUCUCAAGUAUGGCAGAUGAAAACUUGGAGACAGUCGCCAUAUCUUCUCCAUGUCCCAUGGAUAUUAUGAAUUCUUCAUCUGGCAGACUUUUUGAACCUCUCAUUAAACAAGAAGCAACUGACCCAUCUUCAGAGCCCAGAAUAAAAGUUGAGCAAUUAUCAAUAGAGCAUUUAGAUAUAAAGAAAGAGGAUGAAGUCGAUGAUACAGCCGAGAGUGAUUUAGAAACUGAUAUCGUUAUAAAAGAUGAGAAAGUUAAGAUUGAGAAACAGGAAUGCGAUGAAAUUCCUCUGUUUGAGGUGUGUGAUAAACGUGUUAAGACUGACGUAGAAGUAAACGAUCAAGAAGCCGAUAUUAAAGAAGAACCAGAGGAUGAAACAGAUAACAUCUACAUUUGUACUUCAUGCAAUGAAAUCUAUGAAAGCAAGGAAGAUUUGAUAAAUCAUAAAAAAGAGACAGCUGGCUGUCACGAACACAAGAUAUGUGACAAAUGUGAGGUGAAGUCUGAGAGUGGCUUCACAUGUGUCUGGGAGCUAGAAGACCAUCUGAAGACUGUUCACGGAGUGGAAAUCCAAGAUGAGAUCCAAGAGCUGCAAUUACAGAAAAACGAAGACGCCCUCAAGUCAUAUGGAACGAAGAAAUUGUAUCCAUGCCGUUUCUGUCCUAAAGUUCUAAAAAGAUCCUAUAUACGAAUAUGUCACGAGAGGAUCCAUACUGGCGAAAAACCGUAUCAGUGUUCAGUUUGUGGAAAAUCUUUCAUCAACACUUCCAACCUUCAUGAUCACGAAGCCAUUCAUUCAGGAGAGAGACGUUUUUCAUGCAGUUUUUGUGAAAAAACUUUCAUUUGCAGUAGCAACAGAAAAAGACACGAGAAAUCUCACGAGAAAGAAAAAUGUUUCAAGUGUCCUUUUUGUGAUGAUUUUUUUUCAUCAAGAAUUCUGCUCAAAGAACACAAAAAAACUCACUCUGAGACACCUUACGCCUGUCGUCUUUGUCCCAGAUUAUUCAGCAGCAAUUAUAGUCGGACCAGACAUGAGAAGGUUCAUUCAAGAAGCAAACCUUUGGAGUUGAAGAAAAUUCGCCAUUCAUUUUUAUCUACAGAGUUGAUAAAUGAAGAAUAUGAGAUGAAUGACACUGCUCAGAAACUGAAUUGUGCUUCAUGCGAUGUUUGUCUCAAGUCAUUCGCAUGUGAUGCCAAGUUACAGUUACAUCGCAAAAUUCAUACUGAAGAGAAACUGUUUGCAUGCGGUUCAUGUGAAAAAUCUUUCACAAGCAGCUGUUUACUCAAGAAACACGAGAUCAUUCACUCUAGUGUGAAGCCCUUUUCAUGCAGCUAUUGUCCCAAAUCAUUCCUCCAUGAUUAUAAGCGAAUUCAACAUGAAAGAAUACAUAAUGGAGAGAAGCCUUAUAUGUGUAGAUAUUGUGACAAGUCCUUCUCAACGCAUUCUAUUGCCAGCGACCAUGAGAAUACACAUACAGGGAAAAGACGUUACACAUGCGACGUUUGCAAUAGAAGAUUUACGCGAAAGGGUUCAUUGCACAUACAUACACGGGUUCAUACUGGAGAAAAACCUUGUAAUUGUAACAUUUGUGGAAAAGUGUUCACUUACCUUUCUUCUUUGCGAAAACAUGAACGAAUCCAUAAAAGUUAAACUAAUCACAAACCUUGAUGUGCAGCUUGAUAUCAUUAUUCGCGAACAUUAUUUUAGAUUUUUAGAACAUUUAUUUUCAAAUCUACGUUUUUUCUGGAGAUUCAGGAAUCAACAGCCAGAAUGAUUGUCCAAAUUGGUGAUAUCCUAUUUUUACCUAAUUAUUCCACUGUUCAGAAAAUGGUUUUGCUUCAAUAAAGAUAAUGUCAAAAUAACCAGAAGCAUCGAAAUAAGCCAGACGCCCCCUUACGGAUAUUCAAGUAACUAAUAGAAAGUACAUUGAAAUGUUUAUUUACAUUCGUUUUCCAUGCCUUUUAUCAAAAGUGUGAUUCUUUCCGAGUCUGAAUUAUUUCAUAAAGUAUCUUGAAUAAUUAUUAUUGUUUGAUUUUGCAUGUUGUUCAUGAAAGUUUACUCACUGCAUUUCACAGAAAUUGAUUUCGUAAAUCAGUGUAAUUAACAUAAUUUUUGAUUUGAAUUUCAGUGGUAUUUUAUUCCCAGAAGUGGAAAGUGCCAAAAGAGGUCUGGAAAAUUCAACAGUUACCUACCUACUCAACUUUGAGGACAUUUUCUCUUUAAUCAACAUGUGUAAGAUAGAUUGAUUUCAAUAAACAUAAACCUCCUAGUUUGUU
Phaedon cochleariae (mustard beetle) is the source of this 2514-nucleotide messenger RNA. Lineage: Eukaryota; Metazoa; Arthropoda; Insecta; Coleoptera; Chrysomelidae. The record is from the annotation of a GenBank genome assembly.